This is a messenger RNA of Saccharomyces kudriavzevii IFO 1802, 2475 nucleotides long. It is a transcript of the gene VTC2, whose product is annotated as vacuolar transporter chaperone. NCBI's taxonomy places the organism in Eukaryota, Fungi, Ascomycota, Saccharomycetes, Saccharomycetales, Saccharomycetaceae. Bases 1 to 2475 code for a protein of 824 amino acids. The record is from RefSeq and is a predicted model, not a curated record. The transcript has a single exon. Gene Ontology annotation, cellular component: vacuolar transporter chaperone complex; fungal-type vacuole membrane.
AUGCUGUUUGGUGUGAAGUUGGCCAAUGAGGUUUAUCCUCCUUGGAAGGCCUCUUAUAUCGAUUAUGAAGGCUUGAAGAAAUUUUUGAAGGAAGAUAGCGUAAAGGAUAAGAAAUCACACUGGAACGAUUCAGAUGAAUCCAGAUUUGUGGAAGAGUUGGACAAGGAACUUGAAAAAGUUUACGGUUUCCAACUGAAAAAGUACAAUAACUUAAUGGAGAGGUUGACUCAUUUGGAAAAGCAAACAGACUCGGAAACUGCCAUUAAGGCCUUAGAUGCUGACGCAUUCCAACGUGUUUUGGAAGAAUUAUUGAGCGAGUCUAGUGAAUUAGACAAUUUCAAAAGACUGAAUUUUACGGGGUUUGUUAAGAUUGUUAAGAAACACGAUAAGUUAUACCCAAAAUAUCCGUCCGUGAAAUCUUUGCUGGAAGUUCGAUUAAAGGAAUUGCCCUCUCACUCGGAAGAAUAUUCUCCAUUGUUGUACCGUAUCUCCUUUUUGUACAACAUUUUGAGAAGCAAUUUUAAUACCGUGUCUCAGCCCUUGGCCAGCGCUUCCAAGUUUUCGAGCAUUGCCAGUAAUGACAUAGACAUGAACUUUAAAAGCUUCAAAUUUUGGGUUCAUAAUGACAAUCUAAUGGAAGUCAAGACAAGAAUCUUGAGACAUCUUCCUGUGCUAGUUUACGCUAAUGUCCCCUCGGAGAAUAAUGAUCUGGUUAAUAGGUUCGAAUCAGAUAUUCUAAAUAAUGACGAAAUUGUGGCUAGUUCAAGUUCUAGUGGUAGUGCAGAGCAUGGUCUGGGGACACGUUCUUAUGAUCCGCUAAUCAACACUCUGUACUUUGACAAUGAACACUUCGAAUUGUAUAAUAACAAGUUAUUGAAGUUAAAUUCAGCACCUACUUUAAGAUUGAGGUGGACUGGUCAAUUAUCCGACAAGCCAGAUAUUUUCUUGGAGAAGAAAACUCUUAUUGAAGACGAAGCCACUGGGAAAUCGGAAUUUGAUUUAACUAAAUUACAAUUGAAACAAAAGUUCAUCAAUGGGUUUAUUUUCGACGGCGAUAAGAAAUUUAAAGACCAGACUUUAAAAAAACUGAAAGAAAGCGGUACAUCAAACAGAGACUUGGAAAAAUUGAAAGAGGAUUUUGCUGACAUUCAAGACUUCAUCAUCAAGGAUGAAUUGCAACCAGUUUUUAGAACCGUUUACACUAGGACUGCUUUCCAGAUUCCUGGUGAUGAUAAGAUUAGAGUAACCAUUGACUCUAACAUUGUUUUCAUCAAGGAAGACUCUUUUGACAGAGAACGUCCAAUUAGAGACCCUAAUACCUGGCAUAGAACUGAUAUUGACGCCAGCGUCCCAAGCCCUUUGAAAUUCUUAAGGGAAGGCGAAUACUCUAAGUUUCCUUAUUCAGUCAUGGAAAUCAAAGUUAAAAGUUCGCUGGAUUCCUCAGUAUCAGCCAAUUCUAUGAUUUCAAACGUAAAAUUGCCCAAAAAACAUGGCCAAUGGUUGAACGAUUUGACUAAUUCUCAUUUAGUGAAAGAAAUUCCAAAAUUUUCUAUCUUUGUGCAAGGUGUGGCAUCAUUGUAUGGGGAUGAUGAAAAAUUAGAUAUUUUACCAUUCUGGUUACCAGAUCUGGAAACGGAUAUCAGACAAGAUCCUAAGCAAGCUUAUGAGGAGGAAAAGAAAAAAUUGCAAAAACAAAAGGAGAUACAGAAAAAAAUCGAUGGCAUGAGAAGAUUUUCCAACAUCAAUGAACCUCAACGUCAAGAACCAGCAUUAGUACCUCGUGAGGAAACUGAACACGUUAUUUCUCAGGGUGAUUUGGAGGCUGACGGCUCAUCUGAUGAGGAAACUCAACAAGAAUCUCACUCGAAAAGAUUAAGAAAAGUUCGGAGAAGAAAACCAAAGGCUACUUUCUUAAGAAUUCUAGCUGGAAGAGAUCCAAAAUUAAUGGGAGUAGAUUCUGAAGAAGAGGAAAUUGAAUUACCACCUGGUGUGAAGAAACCAUCAAGUUUAUUGAAAAACGCUGGCCCUGUAAACGUGGAAGCAAAGGUUUGGCUUGCCAAUGAACGUACAUUCAAUAGAUGGUUAAGCGUAACCACUUUAUUGAGUGUUUUGACGUUUUCAAUCUACAAUUCUGUGAAAAAGGCGGAAUAUCCGACAUUGGCUAAUUUCAUGGCGUAUGUUUAUUUUGCUUUAACCCUGUUUUGUGCUUUGUGGUCCUACUCAAUCUACAUGAAGAGGGUUGGCAUCAUUCAGCAAAGAAGUGGCCAACACUUAGAUGCACCACUUGGCCCAAUCUUGGUGGCCAUCGUUUUAUUUGUCACUUUAGUCGUUAACUUUGUUAUGGCAUUUAGAAAUGCAGCAAAAUCUCGUCAAGAGUUGCAAAUACAAAAUUUAGAGGCUCCUGAAAGAAUACCAGAAGUAUUAAAACCACUACAAAACUAUUUAUUCAAGCUAAUGGGGCCAAGCAGCGAUUAA